GUAUAUUUCUGUUGUACCACUGUAUGUCAGGUACAGUUCUGUUGUACCACUGUAUGUCAGGUAUGGUUCUGUUGUACCACUGUAUGUCAGGUAUAGUUCUGUUGUACCACUGUAUGUCAGGUACAGUUCUGUUGUACCACUGUAUGUCAGGUACAGUUCUGUUGUACCACU
Candidula unifasciata is the source of this 171-nucleotide messenger RNA. NCBI's taxonomy places the organism in Eukaryota, Metazoa, Mollusca, Gastropoda, Stylommatophora, Geomitridae. The record is from the annotation of a GenBank genome assembly.